AUGGCUUCCACUCCGGCUCCGGCACCGGAAUUCAUCAUGGGAGCUCCUCCCGUGACAUUGCCACAGAGCUCACCAUUGGAUCAGUUUCCCAACAUUGUGAGUCAGGUAAGUGACCACAUUCACGAACCCAACCACCAAUUGCGUUGGCCAGAAUGGAUGGUAUUGACCCGAUUGCGUGAGGCAUUCGCGAUUUUCUACGUGCAUUUGGCAUCAAUUGCUGCAACUCUGGAAUUGCACCAAUGGAAGAAUGCCCUGAUUGAGGUCACGCAGACCAUUGAUCACUAUGUCACGGUGACAUUGAAUGAAGGAAUCAUUCACUUGGAUUGCAGGAAGAUUACAGGCAUUGAGCUUCAAUUGGGCUGGACCAUUGCCAACAAAUGGUCACGCACAAUGACGCCAGAUGGCUACUCGGUGCAUUGUGGUUAUGAGAAUUGCGCAUUCCUGAACUUGAUUCACAUGUGCAACAGAUGCAUUGCCCACAUGAGAGCAACAGACAUUGCGGACGGAAUUCCCGUCUUCUCAUUGAAUCUGGCAUUCCUGCUAUUGGACAAAACGACUGAAUGCUAUCGUGCAUUGAAGUCGAUUUUCACCCGGGCAAUUGCAGUGACAUUGUUCAGAUGCCGUGAUCACAGACCAGUUGAUGGAUUGGUCGAACGGUUUGCUUGCUUAGCAUUGCCGGCUUCGAUCAUUGAGUCAUUGGUGAGCGGACAAGUCACCAACAUCCCCACGCCAUUGGGGCAAUUGAAUCCACAAAUCAGUGUGGAUGCGAGUCUACGCAAAUUGUGCCAUUGGUACCGCCAAAACCGAUUCUCGCGCAGUCAGUGCGCGGAAUUGGUGAAAGUAUUGAUCUUCCGGCCCACGAGAUUGAUGAUGGACACAAGAUUGAAAAAUCCGGAAGGGAUUGGUGGUUUCCAAAAGUACCACAAUUGCUCAUUCCUCAGUUGUUCUUGGUGCUUGACUAUUGACAGCACUCAGAACCAGAUUGGUGAAGAUUACGCCUAUUGUCUGGGUGGGAUUGUUCGUCAGCAUUGCAUUGUCCUCGAGUUGGCAACAUUGAAUGUGGAAGGAUUGGCUUCCCUGAUGCACAAUUCGAGCUACGAGCAUUGGUACCCGACGGAAGCUGUGCACCGUCAUUGCACAUUCCCUGUCUCGAGCAUGCAGAUUGAGGGUGUCCCUGAACUCAUGCUAUUGUCGGAAAACUGCGAUGAGAUUCCGGCUGACGACAUUGCAGCAAGUGCAGGAUUGGGACCCGGAUUGACCGACUUCGGAUCUUCGUCGUCGUCAUUGACGAGUCAGGAGUAUAGCGUAAUGGUUGCCACUGCGGCGGCCAUUGCGCAGAAGAAACGCAAGGGCCAGUAG
Messenger RNA from Symbiodinium sp. CCMP2592, 1359 nucleotides. Lineage: Eukaryota; Dinophyceae; Suessiales; Symbiodiniaceae. The record is from the annotation of a GenBank genome assembly.